AUGGUCCUGUUGAGUCGUCGCGGCGCACCCUCGCUCCUUAGAACGGUAGGUGGGAAGAUGCAUGCGACGGACAAAGACCACGAAGAGCCCGCGCAGAAGAAAAGGCGGACAGAAAACGGGCGCAGGACCAGGGAAGACGGAAAUUCUCUGUACGCAGAACCAGAGUCGUCGGAGGACGAGCAAUUACGAAAACCCGCACCCCCAAAACCAAAGACUUCAAAGCCAGGAUUGAGAAAUGCGCUAUCAACGCAAGAGGACGAAGACGCCAUCAACGCCGAACCAAUGUCCUCUGACGACGAUCAGCUACGCAAGCCCUCUCCACGAAAGCCAAAAGCCUCGAUACCCAUACCACAGCCUCAGAGCAGUCAGGAAGACGCGGACUUGAGGAAACCGACUGCGAGAAAGUCGGGACGAAAGAUUCCCGAAAUUAGAAAACCCGCGCCUGGAUCAUAUGCAAAAGGACUAGCAGACAAGGCGAAACGGACAGGCGCAGCCAACAAGGAGAACGCUCCAUCAGGAGCAUCCCCCUCGUCCGUUGGAUCGGUCACCGAUGGAGGCUACACAUGGGGUAUGGGGCACACGAGUCAAAAAUCCAGUCAGAAUGCCAGGAGUUACGGUUCGCAAAGAAAGGUGACGAACAUACAUGCGCUACCGCAAAAGAAAACAUUUGGCAGACCAAAGGGUAUGUCAAGGACGAGCAGUCCCAAAGGACAUUCGUGGAAUAUGAAGGUGCCAUCGAGCAAAGACGAUGAUGACAGCGGAUCUGAUGUAUCUCUCAAGGACCCAGUUGAGUUGAGUCCGGGUGAUUCUGAUACCAGACUUGGUUCUAGUGUCGAAGAGGCUGAAAAUUCAGCACUGCGGACGAAAAUCCCCAAAUCCGCCUGCAGAGCUUCUCGCCGGGAGCCUCACGACUCCACUAGCACUCUUGAAAACUUGUCCGACGGACUUGCGCUGCCCUCUGCGAAGUCCAAGAAAAAGAAGACAACGAGCACAUUGAAUUCUCAAACAACCAUGCUAAAUGAUGAUGAGCUUGAAGACCUCUUGAAACCUCCACGCGUUCGCGAUCAGCUCGAAGACUGGAUGCAAGACCAACCGAUACUAUCCUCCCAGCCCGACUCUAGUGCGCCUCAGGAAGCUCUCGACAACCUCCAAGAUUACAUACAGCAGCUUCCCGGACAAGAGCUAGAAGGCACGCAGUGUACUCUCUGCAAAGCGCCCAUCGAAGUAGAAGACUACUGGGAAUUCUGGAAAGGCAAAGACAAGACGGUCAAGAACCACACGGCCUUUUGUCACACCCACCAAAAGAAGAGCGCCCAAGACAAAUACCGCAGAGAAGGCUACCCACCCAUCGAUUGGGAAACGCUCCCCACCCGCAUCCGCAAACACCGCAUCCCCCUCUUCCAAAUCCUGACCAACGACCGCCCCAGCACCUACCGCGCCCGCUACGAACCCCUUGCCCUAACCGGCAAAGCUGCCGCUAUCCCCUCGCGCCGCAAAGACCUCCCGUCCAACAUCCAAGACGAACUCGACUCGUACGCGCUAGACGACCAGUCCACCUACCCCGGCUACUACGGCCCGCAUGGCCGCCGCGCAAUCACGGAACACGUCAUGCGCGUGUUGAAGACGGAAAUCAAAUACUGUAAAGACGCAGUUGUCCAAGGCUCGGGACCCGCGGCGUUUGUCCAGGCGGUGCUGGUGCCCGAGUGUGCGAUCCUGCUUAUCAUGGAGGAUUGCCGCGUUGAUCGCGAGAGGGCGGAGGUGAUUAGGGAGAAUACGUAUGAGAUGGGGUUGUUGUUGAAUGAGGAGGUCGAGGAUGAGGUGGAAGGGGAUGGGGGCGAGGCGAGCGAGGAUGAGAAUGAGUAUUUGCUUGAUGAAUAA
Messenger RNA from Plenodomus lingam JN3, 1878 nucleotides. RefSeq lists its product as uncharacterized. The record is from RefSeq and is a predicted model, not a curated record. NCBI's taxonomy places the organism in Eukaryota, Fungi, Ascomycota, Dothideomycetes, Pleosporales, Leptosphaeriaceae.